CUGUACGUGGGCGCCCACGCGCAGGGGCAGCCCGAACUCGCGCUGCUGGCCGUCAACACGCUGCGCACCGACUGCGCGCACCCCAGCCCCCUGCUGCGCGGCCUGGCGCUGCGCGGACUCUGCGGACUCAGGGUGCCCGGCAUACAGGAGUACAUCCGGCAGCCCCUUCUGAACGGCCUGCGGGACAAAGCAUCCUACGUGCGCAGGGUAGCGGUUCUCGGCUGUGCGAAGAUGCAGAGCCUCCAAGGGGACUCUGAAGUGGAUGGUGCGCUGGUGAACGAACUGUACAGUUUGCUUCGUGACCCAGAUCCCAUAGUAGUGGUGAACUGCCUGCGGGCUCUGGAGGAGAUUCUGAGGCAGGAGGGAGGAGUCGUCAUCAACAAGCCCAUUGCCCAUCACCUCCUCAACAGAAUGGCUGACCUAGACCAGUGGGGACAGAGCGAGGUGCUGGCCUUUCUUCUGCGCUACAGGCCCCGGAGCGAUGAGGAGCUCUUCAACAUCCUCAACUUGCUGGAUGGGUAUCUCAAGAGCAGCAGUCCCAGCGUUGUGAUGGCAGCCACCAAGCUCUUCCUGGUGCUGGCCAGCGAGUACCCACACGUGCAGACGGACGUGUUGGUGAGGGUGAAGGGGCCGCUAUUGGCUGCCUGCACCUCCGAGAGCCGGGAGCUGUGCUUCACUGCCCUGUGCCACGUGCGGCAGAUUCUCGGAAGCCUCCCUGGCCACUUCAGCAGCCAUUACAAGAAGUUCUUCUGUUCCUACUCAGAGCCCCACUAUAUCAAGUGCCAGAAGAUGGAGGUGUUGUGUGAACUGGUUAAUGAUGAGAACAUGCAGCAGGUGCUGGAGGAGCUGAAGGGCUACUGCACUGAUGUGUCUGUUGAACUUGCCCAAGGGGCCAUCUUUGCCAUAGGCAGCAUUGCCAGGACGUACACGGGACAGUGCGUGGGGAUUCUGACAGAGCUGCUGGGCCUCAAGCAGGAGCACAUCACUUCAGCUGUGGUGCAGGCUUUCCGGGACCUGGUGUGGCUGUGUCCCCAGUGCACAGAGGCUGUAUGCCAAGCUCUGCCCGGUUGUGAGGAGAUCAUUCAGGACAGCGAGGGCAAGCAGGCACUGGUCUGGCUGCUGGGGGUGCACGGGGAGAAGGUCCCCAACGCUCCCUACGUGCUGGAGGACUUUGUGGAGAAUGUGAAAUCAGAGACGUUUCCAGCGGUGAAGAUGGAGCUGCUGACGUCGCUGGUGCGGCUCUUCCUGUCCCGACCUGCUGAGUGCCAGGACAUGCUGGGGAGGCUGCUGUACUACUGUAUAGAGGAGGAGACAGACAUGGCCGUGCGGGACCGUGGCCUGUUCUACUAUCGUCUCUUACAAGCUGGGGUGGAAGAGGUGAAACGGGUGUUGUGCAGCCCCAAGUCUGAUCCCUCCCUGGGGCUGCUGGAGGAUCAGGCUGAGCGGUCUGUGAACACAUGGGCCUCGGACUUCAACACGCUGGCACCCAUCUACGGCAAGGCACGCUGGGCAGUCAUCACAGCUGAUUGGGCAGCAGAGCCUCGCUGUGCCAGGUCUCCCUCUGCCAUCCCCUCGGCCUCUAGAGCAGUGACGGCGAGUUCGUCAGAGCCACUGAUUUUGGAGGGCAAUAAAGAAGUGUUCGAAGUCCAUCCCGACUCCAGCAGCCUCACCUUAAUCCCCUACGCGCAUCUGUCUGCCGAGCAGUUUGAGAAGACCUGGCUGAGUCUGGAUGUGAGCUGCAAGCAGGCCCUGUCCUGGCAUGGAGCUGCUCACCCUGACACCCUACAGACCGCGCUGCAGGUUGUCCACAUCCAGACAAUUGCUAUGAGCAAAGCUGGUGCCCAGCCAUGGAAAGCCUAUCUCAGCGCCCAGGAUGAUGCUGGCUGUCUUUUUCUUGCGGAGCUGUUGCAUGAGACGGAGAAUUCGGAGAUGCAAGUUCUGGUGAAGCAGAGUGAGGCGAGGGCAGAGGCACUACAGAGCUUUCUGGUGGUGCUGAGAACUGUGAUGGGGACAGUGCUAGGGCUGAGGUCCUGACUGCCGUCAGCUCGCCCAGCAGGCCUGCUUGGGGCCCACAGAUGCUUCUGCUAAGCUGCCUGCCAGAGCCCUGGACCCCCCUGGUGCAGCUACCAGUGGAAGUGGAAUGUGCCCAGGCGCCAGCACACGAUGGGAGCGCGCUUCGUCUUUUCAGGGGCUGCUUUGUCAUAACGGAUGAAUAGGUCGCAUGAAACCUCCAGCAGGGUUGCCAGCUGCCCUGAGCCUGGGGCGCAUGGAUGGUCAGCCUGGGACUUUGUGUGGAGUGCACAGGGGA
Gavialis gangeticus (Gharial) is the source of this 2308-nucleotide messenger RNA. RefSeq names its product adaptor related protein complex 4 beta 1 subunit (gene AP4B1). The record is from RefSeq and is a predicted model, not a curated record. Gene Ontology annotation, cellular component: clathrin adaptor complex; membrane coat. Gene Ontology annotation, biological process: intracellular protein transport; vesicle-mediated transport. The transcript is spliced from 9 exons. Lineage: Eukaryota; Metazoa; Chordata; Crocodylia; Gavialidae. The annotation marks the transcript as partial. Gene Ontology annotation, molecular function: clathrin binding.